Messenger RNA from Anopheles darlingi, 2361 nucleotides. RefSeq names its product serine--tRNA ligase, cytoplasmic (gene SerRS). Gene Ontology annotation, cellular component: cytosol. The record is from RefSeq and is a predicted model, not a curated record. Bases 119 to 1630 code for a protein of 503 amino acids. Gene Ontology annotation, molecular function: ATP binding; serine-tRNA ligase activity; tRNA binding. The transcript is spliced from 2 exons. Gene Ontology annotation, biological process: seryl-tRNA aminoacylation. NCBI's taxonomy places the organism in Eukaryota, Metazoa, Arthropoda, Insecta, Diptera, Culicidae.
UUUGGCCAGACUGCCACCUCGUCCACCGUGCCAAGCCACGUUUUCUGAAAAACGACCGGGUGCAGAAGGAAAAAGUUUCAUCAUCUUUAUUUAAAGAAUCCUCCGUGGUUUGUGAAAAAUGGUGCUAGACCUCGAUUUGUUCCGCAGCGACAAGGGUCACGAUCCGGCCAAGAUACGCGAGAACCAAACGCGCCGCUUCAAAGAUGUAGCCCUGGUUGAGACGGUCAUCGAGCAGGACAAGAAGUGGCGUGCCUGCCGUUUCAACAUGGAUAACUACAACAAGCUGAAAAACUUGUGCAGCAAGGAGAUUGGCGAAAAGAUGAAAAAGAAGGAACCGCAGGGUGACGAAGCAGAACCGCUGCCAGAGGAGGUGGAGAAGGAGCUGCGUGAUCUUCAGCUUACUUCCCUAAAGUCACUGACAGUGCAGCAAAUUAAGAAGGUUCGCUCUCGCAUCGAUGAAGCCGUACUGCAGAACGAGCAGCUCAUGCGGGAGGCAGAAGCAAACCGGAACACGGCUCUACGUGAGGUUGGCAAUCAUCUGCACGAAAGCGUUCCGGUUAGCAACGAUGAAGACGAGAACCGCGUAGAGCGCACGUUCGGAAAUUGUGAACAACGUCAGCGGUACUCACACGUCGACCUGAUAGUUAUGAUCGACGGCAUGAACGGGGAUAAGGGCGCAGUAGUUUCCGGUGGACGCGGAUACUUCCUCACCGGCCCGGCCGUAUUCCUCGAGCAAGCACUUAUACAGCACGCUCUUCACAGUCUGUACACGAAGGACUACACACCUCUCUACACACCGUUCUUUAUGCGGAAGGAAGUGAUGCAGGAGGUUGCUCAAUUGUCCCAGUUCGACGAGGAACUGUACAAGGUGGUUGGAAAGAGCAGCGGAGAGGAGGGAGCGACGGAUGAGAAGUACUUGAUUGCUACCUCGGAGCAACCGAUUGCGGCCUACCAUCGCGAUGAAUGGAUCGCGGAGAGUACUCUGCCGAUCAAAUACGCUGGACUUUCAACCUGCUUCCGGCAGGAGGUGGGAUCGCAUGGGCGUGAUACGCGCGGCAUCUUUCGAGUGCAUCAGUUUGAGAAGGUAGAACAAUUUGUGCUUACCUCUCCGCAUGACAACAAAUCAUGGGAGAUGAUGGACGAGAUGAUCGGUAAUGCUGAGGCCUUCUGUCAAUCGCUCGGCAUUCCGUACCGCGUUGUAAAUAUAGUGUCCGGGGCGCUAAACCAUGCGGCUGCAAAAAAGCUCGAUCUCGAAGCGUGGUUCGCCGGUUCCGGCGCGUUCCGAGAACUCGUUUCAUGCAGCAACUGUCUCGAUUAUCAGGCUCGUCGUCUACUUGUACGCUAUGGACAGACCAAGAAGAUGAAUGCGGCAGUCGACUAUGUGCACAUGCUAAACGCGACGAUGUGCGCGACAACACGCGUUAUCUGUGCGAUCCUGGAAACGCACCAAACGGAAACUGGCAUUAAAGUUCCGGAAGUGUUGCAGAAGUACAUGCCGGAGAAAUACCGAGAAGAAAUUCCGUUCGUUAAACCAGCACCAAUCGACGUCGAACAGGCUGCAGCUGAAGCAAAGAAAGCUGCUGGCAGCAAGAAAAGCGGCGAUAACAAGAAGUCUGGAAACGCCGCAUAAGUUAAAGCGUUCAACAGAGGUAACAGCAGCUUCACAGUAUACUACUCUCCCGUAUGCUCGCUGACGAAGCAGUCGAAAUGACGUCGUCUAAUUUAUUGUCUAAUGUUUUUUCCACUUAUAUUAUUGCAAGAAAGACAUUGGCCCAGAUGCAUUUAUAGAUCAAUGGUGCAUUUUAUCGCUAUAGGGCGUUUAAUAAAGAUGCUUCACAUCGUGUUCCACAUAUCGCGUGGAACGUCUGAUUGAUUAGCUUAUUCGACAAGCAAAGCAAGAAAUGACGAUAUAUUGUGUAUAUAAUUUAUUUAUUACAGUUUAUCUUAUUUCCCAAUUUGCACUUUUGCGUAGCAAUUGAUACUAAGAUGAAAUGUGAAGAUUCUAUAUAAAUUUUAUGGAUUGCUACAGAGCUUGGAACAAUUGUAGGGCCGACUCUUGAUUUCUCGUGCACUGUAACUCAUCAGCACUGAUAAUGAGUGAACUGUUGCUGGUUAGAAAUACCCAGGCCUAUUGAACAAGUACAGACGAACUUGUCUUACCAAGAAUAUCAAAACGAGUUUUGCUGCUUUCAUGAUAAGCGACAUUUGGGUCCAAUAUUUUCGACAUAAUGACUCAUAGCUUUCUGCAUUCAGAAUGUCGUUCACUGGAACACUGCAUUCGCUGAAUGUUGUUCACUGGAAUUACCGCGAAACGUUAAUUGUUAAAAAGAAUAGUGUACAUGAUGCAAGCCAUCAGUCAGU